This is a messenger RNA of Stereum hirsutum FP-91666 SS1, 778 nucleotides long. RefSeq names its product PX-domain-containing protein. Gene Ontology annotation, biological process: late endosome to Golgi transport; endocytic recycling. NCBI's taxonomy places the organism in Eukaryota, Fungi, Basidiomycota, Agaricomycetes, Russulales, Stereaceae. The transcript is spliced from 6 exons. Gene Ontology annotation, molecular function: phosphatidylinositol-3-phosphate binding. Gene Ontology annotation, cellular component: early endosome membrane; retromer complex. The coding region runs from base 105 to 575 and encodes 156 amino acids. The record is from RefSeq and is a predicted model, not a curated record.
UUUGACGAAGUUUAACUGGUAGACCUUCCGUUUGGGACUGGCCACCACCUGCGGCGCCUAUAGCAGUCGAUACAGCUACCUCACACCCACCACCCCCGCUCACGAUGACGACUGUAUCCCCCUUUGCACGGAGCAGCGCCUUCGAGGAACCACUGCUCUCUGGUCGCGGUCAAACGAUCGAGGAGAUGUACAGUGUCCCGGAGAGCUUCCUCGAGAUUGAAGUUAGAAACCCACAAACCCACGGCUUUGGGAGGAAGAUGUACACUGAUUACGAGAUCGUGUGCAAGACAAACAUCCCUGCUUUCAAGCUGCGUCAUUCUCUGGUUCGCCGACGAUAUUCCGACUUUGAAGCCUUCCGCGACAUCCUCGAGCGUGAAUCUAGCCGCGUGAACAUUCCUCCUCUUCCUGGCAAGGUGUUCACCAACCGCUUCUCGGACGAAGUCAUCGAGGCCAGGCGAGAGGGUCUCGAGAGGUUCUUGAGCGUGGUCGCUGGCCACCCAUUGCUUCAGACUGGGAGCAAGGUACUCUGCGCGUUCCUCCAGGAUCCCUCCUGGGACAAGUCUCAGUGGUUGUAAGUUCGUUAACGGGAUGCACGGACUGUCUCGACGGAGCCCGAGAGUGUACUUCCUUCUAUUGUUGUCUUCUUCUUUUAUGACAUGACCAUCCCUUGAGAUUUGUUCUCCGUUUUGAAUUUUAUAAAUGCUAUGCAGUUACCCCGCUUAUGUUCCUACCUAUGUUCAUGUUUAUACUCAUUGUCCCAUAAUGGAUGCUCCUUUAU